Messenger RNA from Manduca sexta (tobacco hornworm), 1845 nucleotides. Its product is annotated as zinc finger protein SNAI2. Lineage: Eukaryota; Metazoa; Arthropoda; Insecta; Lepidoptera; Sphingidae. The record is from RefSeq and is a predicted model, not a curated record. The coding region runs from base 220 to 1341 and encodes 373 amino acids. The transcript has 2 exons. Gene Ontology annotation, molecular function: RNA polymerase II cis-regulatory region sequence-specific DNA binding; DNA-binding transcription factor activity, RNA polymerase II-specific. Gene Ontology annotation, biological process: regulation of DNA-templated transcription.
AUAAGCAUCAACCUUACCUCGCUCCGCACCACUUGAUCUCCAGACGGCGACGAGUGUGCGUGUGCGUCACUCGCGUUUGGAACACGAACCCGCUAUAACGACUCCGGCGCAAAGUUGUGAUGUUCGGACUGCUGUAACUCUAGUGACUUUGUGAUUUGUUUUCGAACUUUGUCGUUGAACGUUUAUUCAUUAGUUUGUGUAUUGUGACUGCUGUGCAAGAUGCUUGUGGAGGAUUCGCAGAGCCGCGCUAUGUUAACGAAGAAGUAUGCGCACUGUCCGCUGAAGAAGCGACCGGUGCUGGUCCGGGAGGAGCGGCCGGCGACGCCGCCCACCACGCCGCCUCACCCCGCCCACCUCGCCACGCGACUUUAUUACGAUUAUAACUGUGACACAGACAAUGAUGAGCCACAAAAUUUAAGUACUAAACCAGAAGAUCUAUCUAAGACUGGUAAUUAUCCCAGCAAAGCAUCGUCACCGAUAUCGGCCGCGGUUGUGAAAUCGGAACCCCAGGACUGGUCGCACCAACCCCUCGAGUACUUGGCAGCAUGCCGCGCCCGGCUGGAACCCGUGCCCACGGAACUCGCACGUCCCACUCCUCAAUACGCGUACUUGCCAACACUCUACGCACCCUACCCCAUGGAGGAGCUGUACCCGGCAGCACCCGUGCUGUCCACUCCCACGCAUCCGCAGCUAUACGCGCGCUACUCACCCGCGUCGCCACCGAGCUCCGUAUCGCCACCUCCUUGCCCUGAAGACUUACGAUCACCCGGCUCCGUUUCGUCAGACUCCGGAGUAUCAGUGUCCGCCCCGCGUCGCCCGCGUUAUCAGUGCCCCGAUUGUGCCAAGUCAUAUUCCACUUACUCGGGCCUCUCAAAACAUCAGCAAUACCACUGUGCAGCUGCAGAAGGUAGCCUCGCGAGGAAAUCGUUCAGUUGUAAAUACUGCGCGAAAGUGUAUACGUCGUUGGGUGCGCUGAAGAUGCACAUCCGCACGCACACGCUGCCAUGCAAGUGCCACUUGUGCGGGAAAGCGUUCUCGAGGCCGUGGCUGCUGCAGGGACACAUCAGGACGCACACCGGAGAAAAGCCAUUUUCUUGCCACCACUGUCGCCGCGCGUUCGCUGAUAGGUCGAACUUGCGCGCGCAUCUUCAAACCCAUUCUGAUGUGAAGAAGUAUUCAUGCUCGGGGUGCGGGAAGACGUUCUCGCGCAUGUCGCUGUUGAGCAAGCAUCUGGAGGGCGGGUGCGGCGCGGGCGGCAGCUCCGCGUACGAGUUCCGCGGAGAGCACGCACCUCACCACGCUCUCCCCGCCCUCCCCACUGCGCCCGUGCACGCCUAUUGAAAGACUGAGCUCCUGCAGGAUCCUCGAUCUCGAAUUUAGUUGUAUGUUACUAACACUCGCAGUUUCACGAAGGUAACAUUACAGUCGUUAUAUUAAAUUAUUCUUGUAUAGUUGUUGUAAGUCGGUUUGUGUGUAUACAUAGUAUUUGUAUAAUUAAGCGUGUGUGUAGUGUAAGGUUCGGUGUAAAUGCAGACUGUAAUUGUCCUCUAGUGUAAGCUACCUUAGGUUAUUCCGGUCGCGCUCCUGCGACUGCACUAGUCAUAUGGCAUUUGCCGAGUGUCAUACACUUAUUAAAAACUAUAUUCUUAUCCUAAGCCAUGUACAAAGUGCCUUAUAUAUAAAUGAGUAAUAUAUACAUUGAAGAAAUUAUAGCAGUAUGUCUUAAGACGAUAUUUUUUAUAAAAUAUUAAUACAAACAAUGAGGCUAUUGUUAAGCUGAUUGCUAAAUAGCGUUCCUUUCUGUUACCUCUAAACGCAGAAAAUAAAACAUUUAAGAAACUUUAA